UCCAUCGAACUUUCCACUUCGUAUAUUGCACUGGUUUUAACGCGAUAAAGCUCUCACCCCCUCAACGGCCACGCAUGGCCUUCUCCACCUCCAACCCUCUACAGCGCCAGACGCAACCCUACUCCAGCACUCUCUGUAAGUCUCCAUGGACUUUCAACAAUUCCUUCAAAUUCCACUUUCCCUCUCCUUCUCCCCUCACUCUCUCACCACCUAAACAACGCCCUCCACUCCAACCACGCUUCUCACCCCUUCUUACACUUCGAACACCCUGUGCCCGCAUUGACGCCACGCUGACCGAGAAACGCCAAGAAAUCCCAUGUGAAACCUCGAAUGAUAGCAAUAAUAUAGCAACUUCAUCUGGGUUUUCUCAAUCUAGUGCUAAUGGGAAAAGGGUAGGCAGAAAAACCCGUAGAAAGAGUGUUAGUUCAGUAGAGGUGGAAAACCCUGAACUGACUGGUGCCACAAGGGACGGGGAUACGGCGAAAAGAUUGGAUUCUAGUGAAAAAAGGGGAAUCUGUUUUGAGUUUUCUAAUCUGUUUUUUGAGAGUAUAAGGAAAUAUUUUGAGAAAAAUUUGACUGGAAGUAAUGGGGAGAGUAAUGGAAAGAUUGAGAAGGGUUUUGGUAAGCAGUUGGGAGUGAAUAGGAGGAAGAAAGGGGAUAAGAAAGGUAAGGGUAAAAAAGGUAAGGGAAAUCCGCCGGAGGUUAUGUUGAAGCAUGGGUUGGAUAGGUGCUCCAAGAUGGGAGAUGUAUUGGGUGCACUUAUACUGUACGAUUCAGCUCGGAGAGAAGGUGUAAGAAUGGACCAGUCCCAUUAUACUAUUCUGCUGUAUCUUUGUUCUUCUGCAGCUACUGGUGGUGUUCAAACUGCGAAGAGUGGGAGUGGUGGUCGUAGUUCGAGUACUUUGGACCCUAUUGGUAAGGUUUCUACUUCGGAUACAGAAGUUUUGGGUAAAUUCGUUGUAUCCCUUGACCAAUGGAUCGAUUCGGGUGCCAUGGAAAUGGACUAUUUUUGGGUUCUAACUGAAGUAGGAAACGAGAAUUAUGAUAUACUUUUCCGUUUGAAGGAAAUUGGAAUGGUUGACAAUGGGAAGCCAAAUCCUCAGGUUAAGGAUGGGAGAAACGAUAUGGGAAUUGGUGAUUCAGAAAGUGGAGAUAUCAAAGACGGCGAUAACACAAAAAAAUUAGACAUUGGGGCGAGUAGUACCAUGAUCAAGGAGUAUGCACUUUUGAGAGGAUUCGAAAUUUGUAAUAGAAUGUGCUGCAACGAGGUCCCGAUGAAUGAAGCAAGUUUUACAUCUGCUGCUAGACUCUGUAUGGCAUUGGGUGACGGUGACAUGGCCUUUUUUAUAGUAAAGCAAAUGAAGCCGCGUGGAGUAAACCCUCGAUUGAGAUCGUAUGAUCCGGCUCUGUCUGCUUUCUGUAACUGUGGAGAUGUUGACAAAGCGUUUUCUGUUGAACAACACAUGUUGGAGCAUGGUGUAUACCCAGAAGAGCCAGAACUGGGGGCUCUCUUAAAAGUAAGUAUAGAAGCAGGCAGAAAUGAUAAAGUUUAUUAUUUGUUACAUAGGUUUCGAAAAAUUGUUCGGAAAGUUUCACCCUCUAUAGCGGUUUUGCUUGAGAAAUGGUUCACAAGCAAGGUAGCUUCAAAAGUAGGGAAAAGGAAAGUGGAUGAAAAUUUCAUACGGGAAGCAAUUAAAAAUGGAGGUGGGGGGUGGCAUGGACAAGGUUGGUUAGGUAAAGGGAAAUGGAAUUUUUUCCGCACGUCUGUUGGGACGGAUGGCUUGUGCAGGUGUUGUGGGCAGAAGUUGGCAACAGUAGAUCUUGAUCCUGUAGAAACUGAAAAAUUUGCCAAGUCGGUCGCAUCUCUAGCUGCACAGAGAGAGAAAAACUCAAGCUUCCGGCAGUUUCAGAAAUGGCUUGACCGAUGUGGACCUUUUGAAGCAGUUGUAGAUGGAGCGAAUGUUGGCACUCUUGGUAAAAGGAAAUCCAAAUCAUCGAAGCAGGGGCUGGUGGAAAUGUUGACCAGGGUAAAUGCUGUUGUGAAUGGAGUUCUUCCGCUGCUUCCUUCGAAAAAGUGGCCACUCAUUGUGUUUUAUCAUAGACGUCUCACUGGUUAUCAGUUGGAUAAACCAGUAUGUGUGGAACUGAUUGACAAAUGGAAAACUGUUGAUGCACUGUAUGCCACUCCGACAGGGUCAAAUGAUGAUUGGUACUGGCUGUAUGCAGCUAUAAAGAGUAAAUGCUUAAUUGUGACCAACGAUGAGAUGAGAGAUCAUUUAUUUCUCCUUCUGGGAAAUGAUUUCUUCCCCAGAUGGAAAGAAAGGCAUCAAGUGCGCUUCAGUUUUUCUGAUAAUGGUCUGGUGAUCCACAUGCCGCCUCCUUACUCUAUUGUAAUUCAGGAGUCAGAGAAAGGUCACUGGCAUAUUCCAAUUGCUUCAGAGCAUGACAAUGAAGGGGAAAGAACAUGGUUAUGUAUUACACGUGGUAAGUCACCUGGGUCAACACAAGUAACUGCUACCAUGCAUGAAGAUAAUCACUCACCUGGUGCAAUGCUUGUAACUGCUACCAUACAUGAAGACAAUCACUCACCUGGUGCAACACUUGUAACUGCUGCCAUACAUGAAGACAAUCACUCACUUGGGGCAACACAAGUAACUGCUUCCAUGCAUGAACGUAAUCACUCGCCUGAGGCAACGCAAGCAACUGCUACCAUACACGAAGGUAACCACUCGCCUGAAGCAACACAAGCAACUGCUACCUUACAUGAAGAAUCGCAAUCUCCAGUCUACAAUAAAGGAAGUGAAAGCUCAGACACUCCAACCAAAACUGAGGCAAUGCCAAUACUAUCUAAUGAUGGCAACAAAAAUAAAGACGGCGACUCUAAACAGCAGUUUGAUGAAUUUUACGAGAAUAUCAAAAAUAUAUUAUCAACACCCUUGCCCUCAAUCCGAAAGGAUCCAACAAUCCUGCCACAAAUUGAGGCUGCUGAGAAGCUCGGAGGCUGUGUGAUUGAUUUUGAAAUAUAAACUAUACAACUAACAUGUCAGGAGCUUGAAUGACACUGGACAUUGAGAGUUGUGAAGCUCAUGAAGCAUCCUCAAUGCCAAAUUAGCAGUUGAAACUCAUGAGGAUUUCAGAUGCAGAUCAAGUUUUUCUCCCUCAGUGUUAGGGUUUGAUUGAUAGGUAUAGUUAGAUAAAAUUCAAUUUGGCCAUCUAAGUUUGGAGGUUGGAGUUUGUUUCUCCCUCUCCUAGGGAUCAAAAUUUGUUCAGUCUGUUGUGUCAGUUAGCUAGGAAGAGGAAAAGCUUCUAAAACAUUUUGGAAUUUUUUUUGGAAACAACGUACCAAAAACGUAUCCGGAUCAGAAUAGGAAUGUCAAAAGUGGUUGAGAGUGUAUGAAAAUGUGAUUAUGGGGAUUUCCCACAGGGGUUGUAACAAUUUAUGAUUAGGGUUGUUUAUUACUAGUAAAUACUUCAAGAUGUUUUGGUGUGCUUUAUGUAUAUGUUGGUGGGAACAUUGGAAUUUAAGGAUUCCACUACUUCUUCGAUUCGGUUAACUAGGAAACAUAAAUGUUUCGUCUAUUUAUUUGCC
This is a messenger RNA of Rhododendron vialii, 3589 nucleotides long. RefSeq names its product proteinaceous RNase P 1, chloroplastic/mitochondrial-like. The transcript is spliced from 7 exons. The coding region runs from base 75 to 3026 and encodes 983 amino acids. Gene Ontology annotation, molecular function: ribonuclease P activity; protein binding. The record is from RefSeq and is a predicted model, not a curated record. Lineage: Eukaryota; Viridiplantae; Streptophyta; Magnoliopsida; Ericales; Ericaceae. Gene Ontology annotation, biological process: tRNA 5'-leader removal.